Molecule: messenger RNA, 2167 nt
Organism: Orussus abietinus
Lineage: Eukaryota; Metazoa; Arthropoda; Insecta; Hymenoptera; Orussidae
Exons: 3
Coding region: 824-1660 (278 amino acids)
Source: RefSeq, a predicted model, not a curated record
GAACUAGGAAGUGGGGUUUUGAUCUGACAACAAUUUUUGAUAAGGUAUCAUGAUGUGAUUUCUUUCAUCUCAGGUGGCUCAAAGGAAUGUUUAUAUCUUUCGUGCGUGCUUUUAAUGCUAAUGGCUCUAAUAAAUAAAUGUGUAUGACUAUGAUUCAGUCUCUGCAGUUAAGUUGCGUACAAAGAGGUUAUAUUUAAAAGGUCCUAUUAUACAAGUAAGAGACUUUAUAGUGGCACUUCUGUUUGCUGGCCAAACAGUUAAACUAGCCGAUAACAAGCUUGUAGAGCAAUUAAACGCUUGGUGAAAAUCAAUUGCUGGUUGCCUGAAAUGUGGUUCGAAGACUGCAUACAUAAAUACUGAAAUAGUAUCGCUAGCCUUUAGGGUGGACAUAUUUAUUUACAGCAGUCGGGCCAAACACUGUUUGUCAUCUGUGAGAAUAGUCGAAGUAAGAGCAGUGCACGAAGAUUUAUCUGUGGUAGGCAACUGGACGGAACUCAGCGACAUGUCAGGAUGUAUCUUUGAAUGUGUAAUAAUUGCACAAACCAGUUUGCGGAGGUAUCAAUUCAUAUGCCUGGAGGUUGGCAAAUAGUAUCUCUGAUACUUCUCUUGGCCUUUGUCGCACCCUGGGAUUGCUCAUCUAUCAUCUGAUCUAGAUGUUGUCGUACGUUACCACCUUAUCUGGCAGCUUAUCUCAAAUUCAAUAAGAGCCUGAGAUAAAUAACUACAUUUUAUAUACCUGUAUGAAACAGCAACGGCUUAUAGCGGUAAGUUAACGAAGUAGAUUUUUGUGGCACAACAUCCCUGUGAUCCACACAGUUGGAUCAUGGACAGCUUCCCGGUGCAACGAUACGAAGCUAAGAUCGAAGGCUUCGACUCGUGUAUGAUAGAAGCUGCUGGCCAGCAACAACAACGAGAUUUGACACAGACUGUUGGUGAUCAAACACCGACUCAAGUUGAGAAUCAUGGAAAUGAAGAAAGUCCAACAAUACAUCAACAACAGCAGCAACAACAACAACAGCAACAGACAGCGCAGAUUACACCACUUCAAUCUAAUCCUCAGCAAAACAUGACCCUUACCCCGGUUCGAUUACCAGCCAUUUUGGAUGGGGAAUUUUUUACGGUGAUACGGAUCGAAGGCACUAAUGUAACGGUGCGGUGUUUGCAAUGCCAGAAGUUGCUCAAUGGAAAUCUAAAAUCAACGGGAAACUUUCUUAGCCAUAUAAAAAGAGUCCAUCCAUUCAUGAUUGAUAAGAUUAAGUGCAAAUCGAAUCAGAGAAAGCCAGCAAUGGUGUACAUAGACUUAUCUGCAGACAACUGUCCCGAAAUAGUGAGGACGAAGCGUGGAUACAGAAAGUGCUAUAAAGCGGAGGAAUGUCUGCCUGGAGGUGAGGAGUCUUGCGAACAACAAACUGAUUGGGUGGAGCCUCCAAUAAUACGUAGAAGACGGUCAGAAGAUGCCGAAUGCGGUGACCUCUUGAAAGUCUCUCAUAAUAAUUCAUUUGUCGUGGAAGACGAAUUUGAUGCAAUUGGUCGAAACGUUGCUGCAAAGUUGCGCAAUAUGAGACUGGAUCAAAGAAUCAUAGCAGAGAAAUUAUUGAAUGACAUUUUGUUCGAGGCUCAACUUGGCAAUCUCCACAGAGACUCUAAUAUUCAUGUUUGAGAUCAGAAUUCUGUUACCCCGAUUUGUAAUUCGGUAAUUUUUGUUUCAUGGAGUUCCUGGCAAUGAUGCAUGUAAAUUAUUGACAGUUAAAUUGCCCGUGAUGCAUCAUAACUAUUGUAUGAAAUAGUUUAUGACAAAGGGGAACAUUACAUCAAAUAUCUUCCUAAGUCACAAAAAGCAACAUAAGCUGAAUCGUGCAUAGUGACAUUUCAUGUACAAAGUUAAACGAGAGAGGCGGUCCGUGCUCGUUUCGAGUUAUUUUAAUAAUCGUGUAAAACAAUACAUGAGCAGUGACUUUUAUAUUGUAUAUAGUACAUUACAAUUCUGUACAUACUAUUAAGUAAAAUAACAUUUUUUAUCGGUACGAUAAAAAGAGACUGCUGCCAGAUUUAGUAACUAAAUUUACAAGUCUUUUUUCGGCGGAUCUUUUGCAUAAGCUUACAUCUGGUGUUUACUAUAUGAACGGUUAGAUAACAAAUAAAUAUCUAAAUAUGAACACAUACAGCA